Molecule: messenger RNA, 1140 nt
Organism: Aspergillus alliaceus
Lineage: Eukaryota; Fungi; Ascomycota; Eurotiomycetes; Eurotiales; Aspergillaceae
Product: chaperonin 10-like protein
Exons: 4
Coding region: 1-1140 (379 amino acids)
Biological process (GO): D-sorbitol catabolic process
Molecular function (GO): L-iditol 2-dehydrogenase (NAD+) activity
Source: RefSeq, a predicted model, not a curated record
AUGUGUCAUUCUGCUCACGGCUGUCGGAAGCACAACAACCUUGAAAUAGAUAGUGAGAACCCGUCUUGGUUCCUUUACGGGCCUGUACACGCACGUCUACAACCUCACCCACUGCCGCGAAUACGGGGUCCCCGCGAUGACAUCGUCCGCAUUGCCUACGUUGGAGUCUGUGGAAAUGAUGUACAUUUCUGGAAACAUGGCGGAGUCAAUAGGAAGGUCAGUAAGGAGAAACCACUGGUACUAGGCCAUGAGGGAGCUGGAACCAUUCACGCGGUCAUAACAGCCGUCUCCUCCAUCCAAGCCGGUGAUCCCAUCGCCAUUGAGCCUAGCGUUCCCUGUCGACGCUGCAAAACGAGUAAACGCGGCACGUACAACCUCUGUCAAGAGAUGAGGUUCGCGGCUGUACCACCCAAUGUACACGGCACUUUAACGAAGUAUUACCGUGUCCCCAAGGAUUUCGUCUACAAAGUACCACCGGAGAUGAGCCUACAGGAGGCAGCCAACCUCGAGCCCCUCUCUGUAGCAGUGCAUUCUACUCGUCUGGAGUUGAUAGAAGUCUCGUUAUCUUAUAAAUUUGCAGUCAACCAGCUAGACGAUCACGGCGAUACCCCUCGGUCAAUGAUGGGAGCCAGCAUAUACCCAAGCAACAGCAGCUUAGCGCCAUCCUUAGUCGCACAAGCACGGUGUGAUUACAGGCUGAUGACCCUCCUUUUUGAGAAGGAUUUAAGCUCAAUGGGCAGGCACAGGUCCGCACAAGCCACACUGAUCAAGGAAUGUAUGGUGAGCUCGGUGAAAGAUUACGACUACAAGGUCAACGUGAAACGGCUCACUGGAGAGGAACACAUUGACCUGAGGGUCAUAAAACAAGCCGUCGCCCAAAUUGAGGUAGGCUUUGUUAUGACUCUCAUCGGAGGGCAUUUUGUGGACGAAAGAGUACGAUAUGUACUAUACCGGAUCGAAGGACGGCAGUUCAAAGAAAGUAUUGACACGGGCUAUACCCGUUGGCAGAUAGAGAAGGAUUUGGAAGCCCUGGGGAAGGAACUAGGUAUCGUGAAGAAGAGACUUUACGUCUUGAAGUCUCCAAACCCCCUAAGCAUUCUGAAGAACCUUGAUUUCUUCCAUCAUUCCCAUCCCGCUUGA